AUUUUUUUUCGUCGAUAGUUUUUUUCUUUAAUAUUUUUUUCCCUCGAUAGUUUUUUUUCGUUAAUAUUUUUCUUUACUACUUUUUUUCUCUAUAGUUUUUUUUCUUCAGGGUUGACACGAAACCUGGAAAUCUGCAACACCUGGAAAUGUCAGGGAAUUUUAUAAACCUUGAAACAAUGUGGAAAAUUCAGGAAAUUUCAAUCAAAAUCCUGGAAAAUUAGGGGAAAGGAAGAAUGGAAAUUUUUCUAAAUGAUCAAAAUAAGGGCAGUUGGACUCAAAAUAGAAAUCUAUUUUUAAAACUUACUACUGUCGCUUCCGGACAACGAUUUCAUUCGAUAUUUGACUUUAUGCCGGUGAGUUGUGAAACUAAAAUAAAAUGAUUUGUUCAUAUUUACAAAGACGAAAAUUUCGAGUUUUAUAAUUUUAAUUUCAAUCAAAGGAAAACAAUAACAAAAGAAUCGAGUAAUCAGUUUCAUAAUUAAAAAAGAGAAUGUUAGAAGGAAAGAAGAGUGAAGACGAUGGCAAACUCGACGACAAAGAAAAUAACGAUCAUGGAAAGAUGGAAAAUAAGUGUCAAAAUCAGGAGAAUAUUAAUAAAUUCCUAGAUUCAAUUCAAUUGAUAGGAAUUGAGAAUUCUUCUGUUAUUCAGGAACAGGAAAAAAAUAAUAAAACUCGAGAUGUAAUUGAAGAAACAAAAGUUGAUCAAGUUUCUUAUUCUAAACUCAAAAGUUGUGAAUUUUCGGAUAAAAGUGAACAAUUAAAAAUUGUCAGUGAGAUGGAAGACAAUGAGGAAAAUAUGGAGUCAACAAAAAAAAUUCAACAGUUAAAAAUUGAUGAUCAACUGAAAAAUAGUGACAAUACGGAAUUAGGGGAAAAAAGCCAAGAGUUAAAAAUCGAAAAUGACGAAAACGAGGAAAAUCAAAUAAAAUUUAAGCCAAUAAAAAAUUUAAAAUUCUGCGGAAUGCGAGAUCCAGUGCAUCCGGCGCUUUUUAUUGAAAAUUUCGAAUACUACGCUGCUGAGGAGAAUCUGAACGAGGAGGAGAAGCAAAAUCACUUUGUAAAUUCACUUCGUCAAUAUGCAGCAAUUUGGUUAAGUGAAAGAGGCCAUGGCACUUAUGAAGAAAUGAAAACGGCAUUUCUCUCAUUUUACUGGAGUUCCGAUAAACAGACUUUAUUUACACAACAUCUUAAUACAGGAAAAUAUAUGAGAAAAUGUCGACUAUCAAUGGGAAAUUAUUUUUUUAAACACGCAAUUGGUGCGAAAUAUUUAGAUUCAUCGCCAAGUGAAAAAGAAAUUAUUGAAAAAUUAAUAAAACAUUAUGAUAAACAUAUAGAGGAGGAGAUUAUAAUUCAAAAAGCACAGAGCAUCGAGGAGGUAAUUGAUAUUUUGAAAAGAAUCGAUAUUUUAAAAGGUACGAAUAAAAUGGCAAUUAAUAAAUUAUCGAAAAAUGUCAGUAGGUCAAUUAUUAUGGCGAAUGAAAAAAAUAGUUUAAAUUUAUGGGGAUGGCUUUUUUUAUUGUUAGCCGUCUCUUCUGUUGGUCUCAGUUUUUUCAGUAAAAUUUUCAUGACAAAAUAAUAUUUAAAAAAUUUAUGAGUGUUAAAGUUUUUUUACUCACUUUUUCUAUUCCAUAAGGAACAAAUUUUAUAGAAAAAAUUAUUUCUUCUAUAAUUAAGCUUAAUUUUCUUAGUGUAAUUUUCCUGCAUUUAAUUUUUUUACUGUUUUGUUUUAUCAAUUGUUAAUUAAAUAUUAAAUUAAAUUAAAUAGUUUAUAAGUACAUUAAAUUUAGAUGAAAAAUUUAGAAUUAAAUCAAAAUA
Molecule: messenger RNA, 1815 nt
Organism: Leptopilina heterotoma
Lineage: Eukaryota; Metazoa; Arthropoda; Insecta; Hymenoptera; Figitidae
Exons: 3
Coding region: 491-1576 (361 amino acids)
Source: RefSeq, a predicted model, not a curated record